Pocillopora verrucosa is the source of this 1353-nucleotide messenger RNA. Its product is annotated as melanopsin-like. Gene Ontology annotation, molecular function: G protein-coupled photoreceptor activity. The record is from RefSeq and is a predicted model, not a curated record. Gene Ontology annotation, cellular component: plasma membrane. Gene Ontology annotation, biological process: G protein-coupled receptor signaling pathway; visual perception; phototransduction. Lineage: Eukaryota; Metazoa; Cnidaria; Anthozoa; Scleractinia; Pocilloporidae.
GAAAAUCCCCGCUCCUCUAAGAGCCUCAGUGGCAACUAGUCAGCCAAAAACAUGCUAGAAAGAGUUCAGUUACUCUGGAACGUAGUCCUUCGUGGAGUUUUUCAGUGUUCACAGGGAAGUCAAACUCUGGACAAAAGGAGAUUAAAACUCUACUGAACAAGAAUGUCUGACCUCAAAAACAAGAGCAAAGAGAUGGAUCCCGAGGCAGCCUUCACUAUGCCCAUUCAUUACGUGAUUGCAGCAGUUUAUGUCGUUUUAACUGUGACAGCAUUCAGUCUAAACACGCUUGUCAUUUGGGCAUUUGUCAAAGACCGCACACUGCGCACGCGCUCGAACAGCUUGAUUCUUAGUAUAGCCGUCGGUGAUUGGCUACACGCAGUAUUAGCAUAUCCCCUUGGAGUUGUUAAAAAUGCGUCAGAAAGUUGGCGCUUGAGCGGUGGAGCCUGCACGUGGUACGCCUUUAUUACAUCUUUCCUUUCGUUCGGUAUAAUGCUCCACUACGCUACAUUUUCUAUCGAGCGUGCAAUCACUAUAAACUUCUCUGAAGCCUUGUUUUGUAUUGAGAGGAAGCUUGGUCUCAUCAUUGCUGGACUUUGGCUGUUUGCCCUUCUUUGGAGUUCGUUCCCUCUGUUCGGUUGGUCAGCGUACGUUCCUGAAGGCGCAGGUGUGUGUUGCUCAAUUCGCUGGCAAUCGUCCGAUCCACUUGAUAUCACUUUUGUAGCUUGUAUUUUCUUAUUCUUCUUUUUUGGACCAGUUGUUACCAUGGUUAUAGCAUACUAUUCCGUUUACAACAACAUGAAGAAAAUGACUUUAAAUGCGCAUGGAUUGUGGGGAGAGAACGCUGCACCUACAAUGGAAGUUAUCCAAGCCGAGGGUAAAAUCGGGCGCAUGGCAUUUAUGAUGUCGACUUGCUUCUUGUUCGCAUGGACGCCUUACGCCGUAGUUUCUCUGUAUGCUAUUAUAAACCAACCUGAGGACAUCACACCACUGGUAGCCACUCUACCCGCCUUAUUUGCCAAAACAGCGCCUUGUUAUAAUCCCGUCAUUUACUUUUUAUCAUACAAGAAAUUUAGGGAAAGCCUAAAACGGACACUGAGACGCCAACGAAACACCAGUGCUGUAAGCAGGCUGUGACAACACUAAACAUCUACUCAGCUUCACUGCACACCUAGAUUAUGAUGUAUUUUCUCCACACUGUUCUCUGUACAUUCCAAUGUUACUGACAAAGAGAAUAUGUUAGACAAUCAAGAGCUUCUUAACUGACUGAUCAUUCCCUCUAUUCUCAUGAACUUAAUGUUUGAUUCAGGUGUGAUACUGUGGAGAGAAAUUAUACGCUAGUCAAUCUAAGGGAAG